Molecule: messenger RNA, 2935 nt
Organism: Neoarius graeffei (lesser salmon catfish)
Lineage: Eukaryota; Metazoa; Chordata; Actinopteri; Siluriformes; Ariidae
Gene: becn1
Product: beclin 1, autophagy related
Exons: 12
Coding region: 257-1600 (447 amino acids)
Biological process (GO): late endosome to vacuole transport; autophagosome assembly; autophagy
Cellular component (GO): phosphatidylinositol 3-kinase complex, class III, type I; phagophore assembly site; phosphatidylinositol 3-kinase complex, class III, type II
Source: RefSeq, a predicted model, not a curated record
CAGGAAGUUGGCCGGUCAGCUGUAAACUUAGCUGUUUGGCUAACAUAUGAGCUACAGCACACGUGAUGAAAAUGUGAUGAUGGACUUUUUUGUUGUUUAACUCGUUUUAUUUUCGCAUGCAAUCUGUACCGAUAAACCUGCUCGUGUAAACAGUCUUAAUUCUGUUUGGAGCUAAAAAAUAAAAAAAAUAAAUAAACUCGACUAGCUCCAUCGCAUUAGCUCGAGGCCGUGUCUCAUUUGGACUCCAUUGUGCAUCAUGGAGGGCUCCAAGUCGUCCAGCACCACCAUGCAGGUGAGCUUUGUGUGUCAGCGCUGCAACCAGCCUCUCAAACUCGACACCAGCUUCAACGUCCUGGACCGGCUCACCAUCCAGGAGCUCAUUGCUCCACUGGUCACUGUGACCCAGAGCAAGCAGACAGAAAGCGGCAGCACUGACAGUCCUCCUGAGGAAACGUUUGUGGAGAAUAAGCAGGACGGCGUUUCGCGGAAGUACAUCCCUCCUGCCAGGAUGAUGUCCACAGAAAGCGCUAACAGCUUCACGCUAAUCGGUGAGGCCUCGGAUGGAGGAACCAUGGAGAACCUGAGCCGCAGGUUAAAGGUAACGAGCGAUCUGUUCGACAUCAUGUCGGGUCAGAGUGAUGUCGAUCACCCGCUGUGUGAGGAGUGUACGGACACACUGCUCGAUCACCUGGACACGCAGCUCAACAUCACCGAGAACGAGUGCCAGAACUACAAGAAAUGUCUGGAGCUGUUGUCCCAGCAGCAGGAGGAAAACGAAGACAUGCUGCUGAAGGAGCUGCAGCAGCUCAGGCAGGAGGAGGAAACGCUCAUCCAGGAACUGGAGGCCAUCGAACAGCAGCGAGAAUCUGUCGCCAUGGAGCUCACAGAGGCACGACGCCACGCCCAGCAGCUGGACACCGAGGAGCUGCAGUAUCAGAAGGAGUACUGCGAGUUUAAACGGCAGCAGCUGGAGCUGGACGAUGAACUGAAGAGUGUCGAUAAUCAGAUGCGCUACUGCCAGGCUCAGCUGGACCGCUUGAAGAAAACGAACGUCUUUAACGCCACCUUUCACAUCUGGCACAGCGGUCAGUUUGGGACGAUAAAUAAUUUCCGUCUGGGGCGAUUACCCAGCGUCCCUGUGGAGUGGAACGAGAUUAACGCUGCCUGGGGUCAGACUGUACUACUGCUGCACGCUCUCGCGAACAAGAUGGGUCUAUGCUUCCAGAGAUAUCGACUUGUUCCUUAUGGAAACCACUCGUACCUGGAGUCCCUCACAGACAAGUCCAAGGAGCUGCCGCUGUAUUGCUCGGGAGGACUGCGCUUCUUCUGGGAUAACAAGUUUGAUCAUGCGAUGGUGGCAUUUUUAGACUGUGUGCAGCAGUUUAAAGAGGAAGUGGAGAAAGGCGACACGGGAUUCUGCCUACCGUACAGAAUGGACGUGGACAAGGGGAAGAUCGAGGACACUGGUGGAAACGGAGGAUCGUACUCCAUUAAAACACAGUUUAAUUCUGAGGAGCAGUGGACCAAAGCGCUCAAGUUUAUGCUGACCAACCUGAAAUGGGGCCUGGCGUGGGUUUCGUCCCAGUUCUACAACCGUUAAAAGAGAGGUAGAGAGAGAAAACCAGGCUCACGAGAUCUCUCCGAACCCUGUUGUGCUGAAAGUUUUGGUGAAAUGGUGAGGGGUAGCUUAACGACGACUCUCUAUCCAAGUUGGCUUUCACCAUUUGUUUUCGAAACUUACUUUGACACUGUUUUAUAGAAACACUUCCUCAAGCAAAACUAAAGAAGGCCUGGGUCGAGGACAGAUCGCCACGCUCGCUAUGCCUUCCAAAAGAUUAUUAUUCAAAUAUUUCUGCAUUCUGCAAGCAAUAAACACUCUUGUCAGGCUACUACACGUGUCGCAAGCAGCAUGGGAAGCGCCGUAAAUCCAGAAUGUUUCAGCACUGAGGUCGGAUGGGUCACGUCCCAAUCCUACAUCUACUCCUCACGCCUUUCUUAAAAAAAAAAAAAGCAAGCAUACUUGGUGUAUCGUCAUUGCGAGCUUUCACAUUGUUCUCGUCUCAUUUCUACAGUGUCUAGCACACUCAUACGCACGCUCAAUAGUACCUUAGAGCUAAAGGUAUUUUCGUUCAUUUAAACAUCAUAACCUCGCACUUUCAAAUAAAAUAACCACAAUAUGUUCCACACAUCAGCUGGCACUCAUGUACUUACCAGUGUGAUAUAUUAUUUACCAACUUCACGUAGAUGUUCUCUCUACCAUCUUGGACCCGCUGAUAUGUUCACUGAUGACUUUUAUGCUCAAACGAUUACAACGAUCUCACUGCUAUCGUUAAUGCUUUAAAACGUGCGCCGUUUUCUUUGAAGUUGUGUAAAGGUUUUUGUAGCCAAUCUGAAUUUAAAAAAAAAAAAAUUUCCCUGCAGAUUUUCACAAGUUGCAUAAUUCACAUUACCUUCACAUUUAGCCACACCCACAGAACUCCAUGAAAGGCAAAGCGAGCUGAAAAUAUCAAAAUGGCGACUAAACAAUGAAAGCACGCCUCUUAAUCACAGCAUGCGUUAACUCUUUCAGUAAUGCAGCUCAGCCAGUUUUACGCAAACAUUUUCAUCAGCACCACAUUUCUUGUUAAUGUUUCUGCAAACGAUCUCUGAAUGAAUUUCUUUGUAUCCAGUUUGAUAAAUGAGCUCAACUCUCCCCUCCUUAUUAUGUUUAUUGAAAGGUGAAGCCCAAACUGUCAUGAUUUCUCUAGUUUUCAUUCAUGAACUCAAUCGGUCAUGUUCCAAAUAUAAUGAGAGCUAGAACUGUAAUAUCCCUGAAAGUGUUAAUGCGUAUUAAAUCUGAAUGUUGUCUUGUCUCUGACUUGGACAUCAAGAAACAGCUGUUGUUGCGUAGCAUUGUCAAGAAAAAAGUGAAAUAAAAUAAGAAGUGGACACUAAA